CUGUUUUGAUGUUUAGCUAGCUAGCUGUCGUUAGCUGCCUCGUGGACGGUUUGUUUGUUUGUUUGUUUGUUUGUUUGUUUAUUUAUAGCUUAUUUCAAGAUGCGUGCGUUUGCAAUGCACAACUAUUCAGAUAUGUAUUAAUGUGAUAUAAAUGUCCGUCAUGCUAGUCGGUGGUAGUAGUAGUAGAAGUUGUUGUUGUUGUUGUUGUUGUUGUUGUUCUUGUUCUUGUUGUUGUUCUAUCCUGUUUGCAUUGCAGUCUGUCUUGUGUGUUUUUGAGGCCCGCGACGUUGCGCAGUUUUGCAGCAUGUUCUAUUUAAUAAAAAAUGUAAUAUUAAUACCGAAUUCUCUUUAUUUCUGCAUGGCACUGACAUCCUAUAUUGCUUAGCACAGCUACAGUGAAGGAAGGCUACACCAGGCCAAGUAGGUCAGGCGGAUAUAGGGUUUGUGUGUCCUGUUGGAUUAUUAAACCCGGAAGUAGCUCGAAUUAUUUCGACACGCUGCUGAUAACAUACACAAAGCAGGUUUCAGUGGUUACACGUUUAACGUUUUCUAGACUAUAAACCAGUUCAUUUUUCACUUGUUUUUUUGUACCGUUCUACAGACUCAACUUUUCUCAACAUUAAUCUGCCCAACUAUUUACAUGUCAGACUCCUCUUUGUUUAAAUGUAUACAAUAAUAUUCUGUGUAUUCAUUAGAACCAUUAAAAACAUUCGGUCCAAGCUGCUAUUAUUUACAGGCUGCAUGGUUUUUUUGUUUUUGUUUUUUUUUUUAAAUUUAGGUUUAGUUUAUUUAGUUCAAGAGACCAGUCAAGCAGGUUAACUAUGAAGAUCUGAUAUGAAGGUAUUUUUGGAGCAAACCAACUGAGCAUUUGUGACCGUGGAAUCUGGCGUUGUGGAAAACUGUAGGGCUGGGCGAUAUAUCGGUGGUAAUAUGGAUAUCGUGAUAAAUGAUUAUAUGCAAGACACUUUUCUGAGAUAGUUGGUAUGAUUUUGUUUGUUUUCAGUAAUCACACAUUAAAUGGUACUGAACGGAUGCUGUUGAUUUUACGUUAUUUAUUUUUUUAAAAAGACAACUUGCUUUUCCUUAACGCCUGCAAAGAUUAUCGGCAAAGUCAGUUUAAGGUUUUUUAAGGCCGGACUCCCUUUUUUUUAAAAUUUUUUUUUUCCUUUCCCCCCCACAAACGCAACGCAACAGUCGCACCUUCUCAAAUUCUUCAUUGCAGCUGCAAAUCCUAUUCUACAAAUCGCAAAUGAAGAAACUCUCAUUUUUGUUACACUUUGCUGCAGUGAAUAUGGUGCAAAACACAUUCACACACCUGUAUCAAAAAAUGUGAAGUCGUGGACAAAUUUUGCACAUUUGCCAAUCAGAGAAAUUAUUUGUGAGGAAAAUAUUCUACAGGUGUGCAACUCUCCAUUGCAUGAAUUCACAUACUGACUUGUGGAUGUGCAUAGUUUGGCCAUGACUUCACGUUUUUUCCCAUUCGGGCGUGUGAAUAUAUUUUGCACCAUGUUCACCAUAGCUAAAAAAAAAAAAAAAGUGAAUGUUUGAGGGUUUUUGGGGGGGGGGUCCCCAUGUGUGAUUUCAUAGAGUAGGAAUUGUGCACCUGCAGUGAAGAAUCUGAGAAGGUUUAACUGUUUGGGGGAGAGGAGAAAAAAAAAACCUUCAAGUUUGUAACUUGAAACAUUUUUCUGUGUGACUUCAAAUUUACUGAGACUAUUUUCUACAACUACAAAUUCCAGGUCACAGGAGCUCGAUUGCUCCAGUAAUACUUUCAUAGUUAAUUCCUAUAAGAACUCAGUACUGUGUUGUCCACCACUGUGACCAUGCUUUGAGAACCUUUGCAUUUCAUGUAAAUGUUGCUCUGCCGGUCUGGAUGGGUCUCUCGUCCUUCUGGAAUUCGAUCUGUUGACUGUUUUUCUUUUCUUUCUUUUUUUUCUUUCCCUUUUCUCUUCAGCCAUGGUGAAAGAGACUAAAGCCAAAACUUUCCAGGCGUACCUCGAUUCCUGUCACCGCCGUUACAGCUGUGUCCACUGCCGCGCUCACCUAGCCAACCACGAUGAGCUCAUCUCAAAGUCUUUCCAAGGCAGCCAGGGGCGUGCCUAUCUGUUCAACUCAGUGGUGAACGUGGGCUGUGGACCGGCUGAGGAGAGGCUGCUGCUGACUGGACUUCAUGCUGUGGCUGAUAUUUACUGCGAGAAUUGUCACACCACUUUGGGCUGGAAAUAUGAGCAGGCGUUUGAGUUGAGUCAGAAGUAUAAGGAGGGAAAGUACAUUAUUGAACUUUCCCACAUGAUUAAGGACAACGGCUGGGACUGAAGCUCUCGGCGCCUAACAUAAGCAUGAUGCGCUUUUUUUUUUUAUACACGUUUUUGCAUUACUAUUGAGCACUUUUUUUCAUCCUUGAUAACCCAGUUCAUCAGUUUUACAUUUAAAUGUGGUUGAAAAUCAGAAAAAUCAUGCGUUACGCUCUUGUGUAUCUGAGAGUUGUACAAAAAAAAAAAAGUAGGAGCUUAAAUUAAUCUCCAAAACUUUGCUGGACAUUAAAUAAACAGCUUUUGAAACCCAGUCCAUUAAGUGUAGGCUGGGCAAACUUUACCUUUAUUGAAAGAUCCAGUGACUUUUUUUUGUUUUCCAUUUUUAGGUUCAGGUUUAAAAGCACGAGGUAGCAAAUGAUUGUUUUGGAGAAAUGUUUUACUCUGCAUAAUUGUGUGGUAUCUACCACUUGAGGUAUCAUUUUUAUUUCAGUGUGAAAUGCAUUGAGAGACUGAAGGCGAUGUGCAAUAUGUUUGUUUGUGUGCGUGCAUGUGUGCAUGUGUUUGAGCUAGUGAAAGUGUUUCAAAUGUUGUCGUUUUUCUUUUAAAUGUUUCAAGGUAUAAAGGAAUCCUGGGAAUGUUAAUGGCUUGUAUCAUGUAGGCCAGAUGGUGUACAUUAUUUCCUGAGACAGAUCAGUUACAGCUUAAUUUAGAAUGUAAUUGUGACUUUUUGCUUAAGGAACUAUAAAUAAAGGCAGUCAUUUGAUCAUGUUAGAAUCUUAAAAAGUUAGUCAGUGUACAAAUGUCUGUAAAUGCAAAAUCAUUUAGGUUUGUUUUAUCAAUUUGUGUUGUUAAAUUGUGAUGAAUGAAUGUUUACUUUAGUGUAUGUAAAUACAGAAUAUAUAAAUAAAAAAGGAUUGUUACUUA
Molecule: messenger RNA, 3179 nt
Organism: Ictalurus furcatus (blue catfish)
Lineage: Eukaryota; Metazoa; Chordata; Actinopteri; Siluriformes; Ictaluridae
Gene: ypel3
Product: yippee-like 3
Exons: 4
Coding region: 1957-2316 (119 amino acids)
Source: RefSeq, a predicted model, not a curated record